CGGGACUGCGGGCCGCGCGGGCGACAGCGCGGGUGUUCGAAUUGGCGCUUGGUGGCGUUGCCAUGGGGAUGUGGCCUGGCCGUCUUCGGAGACUGGCGGGUGGGACUGGACACUCCACUCGCCAGCCUUGGGGCAGUCUCCAGGCGGCGUCCUUUUCUCCGGUUCUCAGAGAGAGCUGACUGAAGGGGACCGGUCGGAAGCCCCCACGCUUUUAUAAAAAAAUUAUUCACAAAAAUGGCAUCCUGGUUGUAUGAAUGUCUUUGUGAAGCUGAACUUGGACAGUAUUAUCCUCAUUUUACUGCCCUUGGACUUCAGAAAAUAGAUGAAUUAGCCAAAGUUACAAUGAAAGACUACUCUAAAUUGGGGGUCCAUAACAUGAACGACCGCAAACGUCUCUUCCAACUCAUCAAAAUCAUUAAGAUUAUGCAGGAGGAAGAUAAAGCUGACAGUAGUCCAGAGCCUCCUCUUCAGACAAGCAACCUGUGUAUCAAGCCUCAGGAAUUGAGACCUGGCCCUCGAAGACAGUUGCAUUUUGAUUCUCCUGAUGACAACAAAGACAGAACUGCUAGCAAUGCAAUGAACAGUUUAUUGGAUUUCUCUGCAGAUGAGCAGAAGUCCACUUACCUGGAAGUGCCAGAACACAUGCUACCACAUGAUUCCCAGUAUCAUUCAGAAAUAAGAGCUCUCCAUGACAUGGCUUCUGAUUCCUAUGUGCAGAUAGAAACUAACACUGCAGUCUUUUCAUCAAAUCACUUCUCUCCAAUACUAGGAAAUUGUGAUUUUCCCGUUAUUCAAAGAGUCUCUCAUGUUUCAGGGUAUAACUAUGGAAUUCCUCAUUCUUGUAUCAGACAGAACACCUCAGAGAAUUCUUGGACCGAGAUGGAAAAAAUCAGAGUUUGUGUUCGAAAACGCCCUCUGGGUAUAAGGGAAAUUCGUCGUGGAGAAAUUAAUAUUAUUACUGUAGAAGACAAAGAAACACUACUUGUACAUGAGAAGAAAGAAGCAGUCGACCUCACACAAUAUAUUCUUCAGCAUGUUUUUUAUUUUGAUGAAGUCUUUGGUGAGGCUUGCACCAAUCAGGAUGUGUACAUGAAGACUACAUAUCCACUCAUUCAGCAUAUUUUCAGUGGAGGCAAUGCUACUUGCUUUGCAUAUGGACAAACAGGUGCUGGAAAGACCUAUACCAUGAUAGGAACUCAGCAGAACCCUGGACUGUAUGCUCUGGCUGCCAAAGAUAUAUUCACACAACUGGAAGUAUCUCAGCCAAGACCCCUCUUCGUAUGGAUCAGCUUCUAUGAAAUUUACUGUGGACAGCUUUAUGACCUCCUAAAUAGAAGAAAAAGGCUCUUCGCCAGAGAAGAUAGCAAGCAUGUGGUACAGAUAGUGGGACUUCAGGAGCUCCAGGUGGACAGUGUGGAGUUCCUCUUAGAGGUGAUCUUAAAAGGCAGCAAGGAGCGCAGCACCGGGGCCACUGGGGUUAAUGCAGACUCCUCCCGCUCCCAUGCUAUCAUCCAAAUUCAGAUCAAAGAUUCAGCCAAGAGGACAUUUGGCAGGAUCUCCUUUAUUGACUUGGCGGGCAGUGAAAGAGCCGCAGAUGCCAGGGACUCAGAUAAACAGACCAAGAUGGAGGGCGCAGAAAUAAACCAGAGUCUCCUGGCUCUGAAGGAAUGUAUCCGAGCACUGGACCAGGAGCACACCCACACUCCAUUCAGGCAGAGCAAAUUAACCCAGGUCCUGAAAGACUCUUUCAUUGGCAAUGCCAAAACUUGUAUGAUUGCCAACAUCUCACCAAGCCAUGUGGCUACUGAACACACUCUGAAUACUUUGCGCUAUGCUGACCGGGUCAAAGAACUAAAGAAAGGCAUUAAGUGUUGUGCUUCAGGUACCAGUCGAAACCGGUCAUCUGAAAACUCCUCUCCAAAACGAAUUCAGAGUUCCCCUGUAGUCCUGCCAGGGGACAAGUGUUCUCCAAAAAAAGUCAAGCUGGGGCUUCAGCUGUCACUCCCAGGGGCAGCAGGCUCCACGAGAGGGAAAGCCUAUCCCCUGGUGAGCCACCCUCCAAAUGUCCCUUUUGUCUCUGUACCUAAAGGCCCUGGUAAAAGGGGUGGCUCCAGAGGGAGUCCUCCCCAAGAGUGGGUCGUGAAGACCAGCCUUGCCAAAGGAACCACACUGUCUGGACAUUGUGCCAAAAAAGGAGCAGAAGAGUCAGCACCAUUAUUCUCUGAGAAAAACGUAACUGGCCAUAAGACGGCCCCUGGGUGGGCAGGCAGGGGCCCAGGCCCUGGAGAAGGCCUGGCGCAUGGCAAGCUACCUACCAGGUGCAAGAAAGUACAAACUGUGCGGCCAGUACAGAAACAGCUUGUACCACGAGUGGAUUUCUGCUCUAGCAACAACCACCAUUUAGCAGAGCAAAGUCAAGAUGGCAAGACAGGCAUGCCUGCCAGGCUUAAUUCUGAAGCUUGGACAAAUAUCCCUCCACAUCAGAAGGAAAGGGAGGAACAUUUGCGCUUCUAUCACCAACAGUUCCAGCAACCACCUCUCCUCCAGCAGAAGUUAAAAUACCAGCCACUGGAAAGGUUUUUAUGCCCAAAGAGGCCCUCGGAAGGUGAGCUCCAGAGUGAGGCUUCCUCUGUUUCCCACCCGGACAGCCACGAUGGAGCCCCAGCCGAGGACCUCGAUGACAGUGACUUCAGUGAAGAUUCUUUUUCACACAUUUCAAGUCAGAGGACCACAAAGCAAAAGAACAUACCCCAGAGUGAAAACUCAUUUUUCCUGCAUCAGAGUGGGGAGCAGGAUCCUGAGAAGCAGGCGGCAGAAAGGCGGCAGUGUCUGCUUUUUAGCUCCAAGAUGGAUGGUGAUGAAAAGGAUCUAACUGAGAGAUGGGUGUAUUCUAGGGACCUCAUAAGAAGUCACAAAAGAGCAGCAUUCAAUCCUAGCCACAGUGCAAGGAAGGUGUGCUUAGACUGGAGUGGAGAGGAGGACUCUUCCUCCUCAGGGCCUUCUCCCAGAGACAACUUGGCAGAAAAGCCUUCCUGCUCACAGGUAGACUUUAUAUACCACCAGAAACAAGGUGGAGCCCCCAUCUUUGACAUAGGACAAGACACCUUCACAAGUGGGGCUCCUGGGCCGGCUGAGGGCAGUUCACCAUCCCUAGAAGAUGGGUUUUCUUCGCUAUCUCAUAUUGCAGUUCCCGGAUCCCCAGACGAAAGAGACACAGUCCUCACAGUGCAACGAGAAGUGGGUGAAGGCAGCCCAUCUCAGCCUUUCCAGGAAGACUCCAAACAGCCAUUAGGCACCUGUUCUGAACAUGCUUCUGGACUAAUGACUCCUCUCACAGUGUCCCUCCUGGAGACCCCAGCUGAUAAGGGCCCUUCUCCCUUGGAGCAGCUGAUCCAGGAUGGGGCAGAGCUCACAGGGGGGCCGGCUAUGGGCCACGUGGUAUCCUCUGGUGAUCGAGAGACGGCCUUAUCAUUAUCUUCAGCCACGGGGCGCCUGUGGCUGUCCUCAUCUCCACCUGACAACAAGCCUGGGGGUGAUCUCCCAGCUCUGUCCCCAUCACCCAUCCACCAAUACCCACAGGACAAGUUGCCCAACAGGGAUGCUGAGCUGGGAGAGGUCUGCCAGGGCACAGAGCCUGCACUCUACACCCAAGAACAUGUGGGUAAUGAGCAGUAUGAUGCUGAUGCUGAGGAAACAGAGUUGGGUGGCCCCUGGGGUUUCCUAGGAAAACCCUUCUCUAAUAUCCAUACUGGGGUAUCCCACCCUGGACCUGUACUCACCCCACAUACAGGAAGUAGUGGUAUCACUCGUCAGCCAUGGGUACAGAAGAUAAAGCAUCGUUCAGAGCAUAGUUGGCAGGAGCUGGGCUUGUCCACAGACCCCAUCAGGUUGUCUUGCUACAAUGAGGACAGCGCAUGGCUCAAAAGCAGGCCAGAAUCAAGGUGCUUAGCAACUCUAGACUCUCCUCUGGUACUCCGCUGCUCUGCCAAGACAGCAGGGUUACUUGGUCAGCCCACCCUGAAGCAAGCACAGCAGGUGGUCAUCCGUGCACACCAGGAGCAAAUGGAUGAAAUGGCUGAGCUGGGAUUCAAGGAGGAGACCCUGAUGAACCAGCUAGCUUCUAACGAUUUUGAAGAUUUUGUGACCCAGCUGGAUGAAAUCAUGGCUCUGAAAUCCAAGUGUAUUCAGAGUUUGAGAAGCCAGCUGCAGCUGUACCUCACCUGCCACAAGCCUGCUGCAGCAGCCCCUGAGAGAACAGCGGUAUCGUAGAACAAGACCUUCCAGCAGAUGGUGGGGCACUGUAGGCGUGUUCAGGGGCAAGACCCCUGCCAGUUCCUCCCUGCACAUACCCACUCCUAGGUUCUACCUGGACUAGCCUUACCCACACAUGCAUGGUCUUGUAUGGGACUAGCUCCUCCCUCAGUUUCAAGCUCAGAGCAUCUGUAAGGAAGGAAGGGCCGGUUAGUCCUUUAAUGCCCAUUCCUUUACUUGGGGGCUCACAACAUUUGCAUUCACUCACCCUAUGUCUAUGGGAAGACAUGUCUCUAAGCCCAAGCUUGAGGAUCAGAGAGAGCAAGUUGGUAACCUGGAGGUCAGAGGUCACAAACCAGGGAAGACAAUAUGCUGAGCCCAGGGGCUUUAUCAGCUGAAUUCUGUGCCUUUCUGUCUUCAAAGACUAAAACAUCAGCACCAAACUAAACUGGAUGCUAGUAGUACAGUGGUAUGGUAGGAUGCGCAGAUGCAUCACCAAGCCCAUGGGGAUAGAUUACAUUUUAGGAAGUGUAAAAUGAAUAAACUUUAAUGUGUCUUUAA
Molecule: messenger RNA, 4812 nt
Organism: Perognathus longimembris pacificus (Pacific pocket mouse)
Lineage: Eukaryota; Metazoa; Chordata; Mammalia; Rodentia; Heteromyidae
Gene: Kif24
Product: kinesin family member 24
Exons: 13
Coding region: 235-4269 (1344 amino acids)
Biological process (GO): microtubule-based movement
Molecular function (GO): microtubule binding; ATP binding; microtubule motor activity
Source: RefSeq, a predicted model, not a curated record